GAAAGAAUGAUGAAGCUUCUUAUGAAAAAAUGCUUAAACUGCGGCGGGAUCUGAGUCAUGCGGUAACAAUUCUAGAGAUCAUGAAGAAAAGGGAAAAGAGCAAGAGGGAGUUACUGCAUUUAACAUUGGAAAUUAUGGAAAAAAGAUAUAAUUUGGAUGAUUAUAAUGGAGAGAUCAUGUCUGAAGUAAUGGUACAUCAACAGCCCAUAAAGCCUACCUAUGCUAUUCCUGUUAUUUCUGUUCCUAAUAGCACUCAGUUUAAACACCCAGAAAGUAUGGAAUUGAAGGAAUUUAAAAUAAACAAGCAAGAGAAAGCUGAUGCUAUACGACCGAAGAGAAAAUAUGAGAAGAAGCCCAAAAUUGUAUCUUCAUCAGCUGCUAUUGCUACUCAGCAGUCAAUUCCUGCUGCACUGCCAAUCUUUAAUGUUAAAGAUAUGAAUCAGUACGACUUUCCCAGCUCUGACGAAGAACCUCUUUCUCACGUAUGACGUCUACAGUUUCUUUUGUUCAAAGGGA
Molecule: messenger RNA, 516 nt
Organism: Thamnophis sirtalis
Lineage: Eukaryota; Metazoa; Chordata; Lepidosauria; Squamata; Natricidae
Source: RefSeq, a predicted model, not a curated record